AUGUCUUGCUACGAGCAGUGCAAGCAGCCCUGCGUGCCCCCUCCCGUUUGCGUGCAGAAAUGCACCAAGUGCGUGGAGCCCUGCAAGACGGUGUGCGUGGAGCCCUGCGGCAACGUCUGCGUGAAGCCAUGCUCCACACCGUGCGUGGAGGUCUGCGCGACUCCCUGUGCCACCCAGUGCACCACCCAGUGCGUGGAGCCUUGUGCCACCCAGUGCACCACCUCCUGCACCACCCAGUGCGUGGAGCCUUGUGCCACCCAGUGCACCACCCAGUGCGUGGAGGCCUGCCCCCCUACGUGCGUUGAUGUCUGCGUAAAGCCAUGUGCCACUCAGUGCCAAACCCAGUGCACCACCCAGUGCGCGGAGCCCUGCAUCGCCCAGUGCCGCACCAAGUGCGUGGAGCCCCCAUGCGUGGAGGUGUGCGCCACCAAGUGCGUUGAUACCUGCGAGACGGUGUGCCUGGAGCCCUGCAACACGGGCUGCUCUCGCCGGUGCUGA
This is a messenger RNA of Egretta garzetta (little egret), 498 nucleotides long. RefSeq names its product keratin-associated protein 9-1. NCBI's taxonomy places the organism in Eukaryota, Metazoa, Chordata, Aves, Pelecaniformes, Ardeidae. The record is from RefSeq and is a predicted model, not a curated record. The coding region runs from base 1 to 498 and encodes 165 amino acids. The transcript has a single exon.